Molecule: messenger RNA, 1216 nt
Organism: Xyrauchen texanus (razorback sucker)
Lineage: Eukaryota; Metazoa; Chordata; Actinopteri; Cypriniformes; Catostomidae
Product: protein S100-A1-like
Exons: 3
Coding region: 110-415 (101 amino acids)
Cellular component (GO): cytoplasm
Molecular function (GO): calcium ion binding
Source: RefSeq, a predicted model, not a curated record
CGCCUUCUCUUGCCGAUGUGCUCACCAUAUAAAGUCUUGGAGAUAACAAGCAUUUCUCAAAUUCUUCACAUUGACGCCCAGUCGCUCUGAACCCAAGCAGUGAGCAGCCAUGCCAUCUGAACUAGAGAAGACCAUGGAGUCCCUCAUCAUGGUGUUCCACCGGUACGCUGGGAAAGAAGGGAGCCAUGGAUCCCUGACCCGCCGAGAGCUCCGAACUCUGAUGGAGAAUGAACUAGCUGCGUUUCUCAAGUCUCAGAAAGACCCUACAACAGUAGACAGAAUUAUGAGAGACCUGGAUGCCAAUGGAGACGGAGAAGUGAACUUUGAAGAGUUUGUGUCGCUUGUAGUGGGUCUAUCCAUCGCCUGUGAGAAGUGCUACCGGAUGCAAUUAAAGAAGACACGAAGCUGGAAAUGAACAGUGGGGAUUAUGAAGAGGAAAACUUCAUUGAUCCUGUCAUCUAUUAAAAUAACUAUUUUGUCCUAUGAGUUUGUGUUGUCAUUUGUGCAUUGAGAAAGAAGGAUGAGGGAUAGAUCUAAAUGGCAUCAGAUAAAAAGCAUAAAAACACUUUUGCUGUCAAAGUACAAUGGGUGUGUAUGACAGGCCUUUGAGGAUUUGACAUUGCUCUUUGCCCUAUAGUAUUCUUCAAGCUUUAAAUGUUUGCUUUAUGAUUAAAGCACAAUCUGCUUUUUAUUUUAACUUCAAAAUAUUCCUGUGUAGAGCUUUUAUUGUUAGGAAAUACUUAAAACAUUUGAAAACCUUGGUAUGGGUAUCUGGGAAUGAUGUUCAGUAAUGAAAAAAGGGUGGAAACGAUCCUGAUGGACUGAUUCUCCAACUGUUUAUUUUAGGCCAGAUGGGUGGAGAGAGGAAACCAAGUAUUAUUCAUUUGUACAAAUGUAUAGUCCCUUUGGUGCUCUCUCUCUCUCUCUCUCUCUCUCUCUCUCUCUCUCUCUCUGCUACAUUGUCACAAUGCUUUUCUCACAUUUGUCUUUGCACUUGGGUGUGUCCUGCAGUGAAGCAAACCUGUUAAUGGUGAAAAUUCAAGCACAUGGCUGCUUGGUAUCUGGCAGUUGUACCCCAGUGUGUAAAUUCACUCAUAUUCUGCACAUGUUCCAGACAUUUUGGGGUCAUAAUUUGAUAUAAGAUUUCAAGACAUUUUUGCUUUGUGGUAUAAAUACAUGUUGCCGUUAGUCAGUGGAAAUAAAACUCUUCCAUAUA